Rasamsonia emersonii CBS 393.64 is the source of this 1275-nucleotide messenger RNA. RefSeq lists its product as uncharacterized. Bases 1 to 1275 code for a protein of 424 amino acids. The transcript has a single exon. NCBI's taxonomy places the organism in Eukaryota, Fungi, Ascomycota, Eurotiomycetes, Eurotiales, Trichocomaceae. The record is from RefSeq and is a predicted model, not a curated record.
AUGCUCCUCCCCAGACGAACGCUACCCCUCCUCGGCCUCGCCACCUUCGGCUUCUUUCUCUUGCUCACAUGGCGGUCCAUCACGCAGGGAGAAAGAUGGCGCAACAUCCCGCAGGCCGUGGGAAUGGGCGAGGUGGUUGAUGGAAAGUCGUCGCACCGGCAGGACUCAGCCAAAGCGAUGCCAUCAUUUACCGUCAACAUGUCCGUGCAGGAGGACCGGCCGACCAAGUACCCGUACGGUCCACGACCGCAAUUUGUGCCCGGGAAACCCAAACCCCCGGGGUCGACCUACUCGAAAAUGAUCGUCUGCCCGCGGACCCAGAGCGAGAGCACCGACUGGAUAGCGGAGGAGCUUCCGGACUGGGAGGCCGCAGUGUAUGUGGUCGACGAUCCCACGGCACCGCUGCACCCACCCAAGAACAAGGGUCAUGAGGUCAUGGUGUACCUGACCUUCAUCAUCGACAACUACGACAACCUACCCGACAUCGUCGUGUUCAUGCACUCGCACCGGUACGCCUGGCACAACGAGGAGAUUUUAGAUUUUGACGCCGCGGAGAUGCUGCGGAGGCUGAGCCCGGAGCGUGUCUACCGCGAAGGAUUUAUGAACAUGCGCUGCAUCUGGGCUCCCGGCUGCCCGGAUUGGAUGCACCCGGGCGCCCUCGAGGAGGACGUGAACAAGCAGGAGGAGACGAUGCUGGCGCGGUCGUGGGGCGAGAUCUUCCCGGAGCUGCCCAUCCCGAAGGUGCUGGCGCAGCCGUGCUGUGCGCAGUUCGCCGUGUCGCGGGACCGCAUCCUGGCCAUCCCCAAGUCGCGCUACAUCUUCUACCGGGACUGGCUGUUGCACACGGAGCUGAGCGACUACAUUUCGGGGCGGGUGUGGGAGUAUCUGUGGCAUGUGAUCUUUACAGGCCAGGACGUCUACUGUCCGAAGGAGCAUGUCUGCUUCUGCGACGGGUUCGGGCUGUGCUUCGGGGGUGAGGAGGAGUUGAGCUACUUCUUCGGGACUCGGUUCCAGCUGCGCGAUCUGGAAGAGGAGCUGAAGCAGUGGCAGGAGAAUUCGCGGAAGAUCGAGGAAGCGAAGAUGCUGGGGAAGCUGGACGAACUGUCGGACGUGACGAUCCCGGAGGUGGGCAAGGACGCCAUCCUGGUGUCGCAGAUUGAAGAGAAGUACGCGAUUCUCGGCCGGCUCAAGGCCGAAGCGAUCGAGCGCGGCAUGGACCCGCGCAAUCGAGCGAAAGAGGCGGGGCGACCCUGGAAAGAGGGAGAUGGAUUCUAG